AUGGCUCGAAUCGCCCCACCAGAGCCGUUGCCUCGAGUAACUGCCCGACCGGAAUUCGUAGGGAUCGACCAAAGGCUGGCCGCUAAGGUGGCCAGCAUGAGGCAGAGGGAAUCUUCCCGACGGCAACGAUUUUUCGAUGCGAAGGUCCGCACUAUUGGAGUCGACAGGCCUUGCUUAGAUGGUCAAGUCAUCGAGAAGAUGGCCAGACUGCGGGCUGAACGUGAUAGGGAGGAAGCAGUGGAGAGGGAGGUUAUGAAGGCCCAUGAGGAUCUUACUAGAGGGGAGAUGGAGCGUCAUAAUGCCCGACGCGUAACACAGGCGGAGAUGAGAGCCUAUCUGGGCAAGCAGGUCAGUGAACGGCUACACAGGGAGGCGGCAAGGAAAGACCCACCGGUGCCGGAGUAUGGUCCAUCGUCGGUGCAAGUCUUGGCUGGCGAGGAUGAUGGUAAGGCACUACGUGAUAGAGAGCAACAGAGGCAACAACGUGAUGCACUUGAACAACAGAUGUUUGAAAAUGCUAUUCGAAAUAAUAAGAUCUCCGAGAUUGAGUCGCGGCCUUCGAAGGCCUAUGGUGACCUGGCUGGACCUAAGGAAGAGAUAGCGGCUAGGGCUAGACGCAUGGCGAGAGAGACUUUCGAGGCCAAUCAGAGGCUGGCUGCAGAGGCAGCAUUGAGGCGUCUAGCCGAACGCAAUGCAGAGGAGGCUGCGGGCAAGGCCAUGCUAGAGUACAUGUCAGACGAGCAACGCUUCAUUAAUGAGCCUCCCACGGAGAGGUUAGAUGCAGGACGACGCUACAGGAAGGAUGGUUACCGUGGGGCCCCACCCGACGCUGAAGAGAAGCUGAAAGAGUUCCGGGAUGGACAGGUGGAGGCGGCCAGGAGGCAGUUGAAGGCAGAGGAAACGGCAGCCUCUAUGGAGGCGGCAAGGAGGGAGAGGGAGCGUUGGAAUGCUGUUAGGGAUAUGGCAAGGCAGUAUCGUACGAGGAGUAUCGCGUUGAAGGGACUUGCUGGUGAGAACGUAAAGGCAGCAGCAGAGGUGAAGGAGGCGCCUCCACUGGUGACGGUGAAGGGCGAGGUUAAUGAUGAAUUCUUCGAGCAGUUCGGGAAUGUUGUCCUUGCCUCUAUGUUGGGUAAAAGGGAGAGGAGUCGUAGUCGUGAUGCUACCGUAGGUCGAUGCGCCAACUGUGGUGGCCGAGGCCAUGAGGCUUCCCUAUGUCCUUCUCCUAUUAUGGACGAGCCAGAAGGGACAGUAUCAGAGGUGCAUCCUACCACACCAGACGGAGAAGUGGAGGGGCCGGCUAGUGAGUAUCGGCAACCUUUUAAUGGUAAAUGCGCCAACUGCUUCCGGUUCGGCCAUCGGGCUCGGGAAUGCCCUAACCUCACCACUUGUGCUAAGUGCUUUCAAGCGGCAGCAUGCCCAAACGCUAUUAUGUGUGAUAAGUGUGGUAAGCCUGGUCACCCUGCGGUGUGGUGUGGAGUCAUCUGUCGUAAUUGUGGCCAAGAAGGGCACAUGAUCCGACAAUGCCCAAUGCCUCAAGUCUGUCGGAACUGUGGGCAGCCUGGACACAAGGCAGGGGAGUGCCCCAACCCACCUUCGCGUUAUGAGACCAAGGAGGCGGAUCCCAAUGAGAACCCAAUGACCAGCGGUCGUCAUGGUCCUGUCCAGUGCCUCCAGUGUCUACAGUAUGGACAUAUUGCCCGUGAUUGCCCCAACCCGAGAGUAUGCCAUAGAUGUAGAUGCGGCGUUGCUGGUCACGAGAGCCGACAGUGUCCCCAUCCAGUAUUGGCCUCCCAGAUCCUCCCAAACAGGGGUAUACUUCCUGAGAAAAAUCCUAUCCCAGGCGCUGAUUCGACUGAGGGAGGUGUUGUGAGCAGCAGUCGUAGUGUCAAUAGUAACAUACAAUGCCUCCAAUGCCUCCAAUACGGCCACAUAUCCAAGGACUGCCCAAAUGCUCGAGCUUGCUAUAGAUGUGGUCAGCCUGGUCACGAGAGCCGACAGUGUCCCUUGGUCAACUACCAGGUGAGCCUUGAGGCCCCACUCUAG
This is a messenger RNA of Perkinsus marinus ATCC 50983, 2043 nucleotides long. Its product is annotated as cellular nucleic acid binding protein, putative. The transcript has 19 exons. Lineage: Eukaryota; Perkinsozoa; Perkinsida; Perkinsidae. The record is from RefSeq and is a predicted model, not a curated record. Gene Ontology annotation, molecular function: zinc ion binding; nucleic acid binding. Bases 1 to 2043 code for a protein of 680 amino acids.